Messenger RNA from Linum tenue, 1928 nucleotides. The record is from the annotation of a GenBank genome assembly. Lineage: Eukaryota; Viridiplantae; Streptophyta; Magnoliopsida; Malpighiales; Linaceae.
UGUAAUUUUAAGUGGUCCCUCAGGCCGGCAAAAUGCUAAUCAGUCAGUUCCCGAAGUUUUUGAAUUUCCUACUCGCUCUCAGUCGCAGCAGAAGCGACGGCUGGCCGGAGCUUCACGAGGUAAAUCGUUUAGGGUUCCGAUCCAAUGGUGAAGACGCUGCAAGGAGGAGGAGGGAGCCAGAAUCUUCCAGCGGAUGUGGCGCAGGUGAUCGAUCAGUUGGAGCGCCACUGUCUGGCUCCCGAUGGAUCUCUCGUCUCCAAAUCUGCCUACUAUGACCUUCAACUCGCGAGAGAAGAGAUGGCGAGAGAAAGAUUGCGUUACUUGGAAGCUAUGGCAAUUUAUUGUGAAGCAUCUGCUAUGGUGGAAGAGUAUCAGCAGGCUGUGUCAAGCCCUAGUCUUGGAGGCAUUCGGGACGCCCUGUAUCCACAGCUUAGCUUGAAGAGCCACUCCCAGGUUUAUGAGACUCUAGAGCAUCGAUUGGUUGUUGCAGAAGCAGCUCAGAAACUGAGGCUUCCUCUUAUAUCAAAAGAUGGUGAGGUUCAGGAGGAAGAUAUCGAAAAAUGGAGCGUGAUGUCACGUAGCUCCCUAGAUAGUACCGGUACCAGUGCCACAAUCAGCUCAAGCUCUAAUUCACUAUAUUAUCCAAAUAGUACCACAAACAGCGCAGGUGCAAUGGGUAGUGCCUUCUCUCCAAGUGUUGCUGACUCAUUGGAUCCUGGAGUUGGUGGCCUAGCCAAUCAGUAUCUUGGUAUUACCCCUGCCUAUCUAUGGCAAACUCAGCUCCAACAGAUGCCCUUAAUGAUGGACAUGGCUGAAUAUCAGAUGUCUUUGUCCCAUGAAAUUGAGACUCGUUUGAAGGACAAAUGUGAUAAGUUAGCUGAUGCUUUUGUUGAUGAUAUUGGUACAUUCUGCAUCUGCUGCUCACAAUUCAACAGCUUGGCUUCCAGAGAGGAUUUUUUUAACAUUAUCAGGGUGAAGUUGAUAACUGAGGAAAUUGAAAGGGAAGAAGGAGCUCUGAGGGAGGACCUCUAUUCCGUUGAUCGAAAAUUUGCAGAAUAUUAUAACGUCUUGGAGCAGAUCCUUGGGGUGCUCAUUAAGCUUGUCAAAGAUUUGAAGUUGCAACACCAGCACAAAUAUGAUGAACUACAAACGACUUGGUUGUGCAAGAGGUGUGAGACAAUGGACGCAAAGCUAAGGUUUGUUGCCACUUGUGCCAUUUAUUCUGGCCUGUCACAACAGAGAAGCUGACCAAUGCACUUGGCAGUUAGCGGCCAUAAAACCUGAUCAAGUGCUAGACUUGCUAGUACUAGUAUUGAUAAGAUGUGUCAUCUUUUGUUAGUAACUCCUUGAGAUGCAUGACAACUACAGGGUUCUGGAGCAUGUUCUACUACUGGAGACUUAUACUCAGGAGUCAAUACCAGAAUGUCAAAACCCCUUGCUCUUGUUUCAGGAAAUACCUUAUCGAGGCUACCGAAGAGGCUUCUCUUGCAUAUAACAAAGCGGCCACACGCCUUCACGAGUACCUAGGCGUUGACCCCCAAUUCGACACCAUCGCAAGACAAUACCAGGAGAUAGUCAGGAAACUGGAGAAUUUGCAAUGGACAAUCCAUGAGGUCGAGAAGGACGUGAAGCAGAGCAAGUAAAUCCGCCGUGGCCCUGUUCUCGUGCAUGGACGUGAUUAUCUCAAUGGUGGUGUACCCAAAGCUCCUCUCGCUGUCAUCACUCACUUUCUUUCGGCCUUUUUCUGGGAUUUCAUCAUUUUGCUAGUUGUGUACUUAUGUUUGUAGCUCUUUGUAUAUAGUAAACCGCGUGUAUACCUGGAGAGUUCCUGAGUUGCUCAUCUUGGCAUCCUUUUUCCUCUCAAUGUAUUUCAAGCAUUCAUUAGUUUUGUGGCUUUGAAAAUAUGACACAUUCUUUCCAGCUCAGGC